UCACCAGACACCAGCCCGCUCGCCGUCCUCCGUUGACUCAAGCUCCUCUUUGGCUCUCUCUCUCAACAAAAGUAUAUACGGAGCAUAUGUCAUAAAUCCAAGUUGAACAAAAAUUCAAACAACCCAAUGGAUUCCAAGAAAAUAUCCCAAAUUGCCAAUUCCUAAUACUUCAACCUUUGUUUUUUUCCUGUUUGCCUCCGAUUUCAGCUUCCGUUUUCUUGUCUUUCAUCUAAAAAUUCAAUCUUUUUCGUUCUCUUUGGGAAUUUUAAAUUUUUUAAAAGAAAAUUUCUACUGAUUCGUUGAAUCCGAAAUCACAAACCCUAGAUUUCUUCAUUUCCUUUUGGAUCAACAAGCCCUAGACGAGGCCCUGCCCAAAUGAGUGAAGCAUAGGGUGUUAUUGAUAUCGUCAUCACCAUAAAGAUCGCCAUCCAUCUGCGUUGUGGUCGUCAAUGGCGGCGCCCAGGGGUUUGGUGGUGGACACGUCGCGCUUGGCCAGAGAUGAGGAGAAGAUUCUCGAUUUGUCCGACUCCUAUUCCUCGGACUCGCCGACAGCCAAACGUUACAAAGAGGGCAAGUUCCUGCUCAGCCGUUGGGAGUUCGCCGCGGCUCUUGUGGUGUUCAUGGUGUGCUUGACAGGCUUGUUCUGCAUCUACUUGACAAUGCCUGCUGCAGAUUAUGGGAAACUCAAGCUUCCUCGUAAUAUUUCUGAUCUUCGGAUGCUCAAGGAUCACCUAGCUAUGUAUGCCGAUAUGUACCCAACGAGAUUCAUUUUGGGUUACUGCUCAACAUACAUAUUUAUGCAGACAUUCAUGAUUCCCGGGACCAUUUUUAUGUCAUUACUUGCUGGAGCACUUUUCGGUGUUCUUAGAGGGCUUUUCUUGGUUGUCUUUAAUGCUACGGCCGGUGCAUCGUCCUGCUUCUUUCUUUCUAAAUUACUUGGAAGGCCUAUAGUUCACUCACUAUGGCCUGAAAAGUUGAGGUUUUUCCAAUCAGAGAUAGCCAAGCGCAGGGAUAAAUUACUCAACUACAUGCUUUUUUUGAGGGUAACUCCAACGUUGCCAAACCUUUUUAUCAAUUUGGCAUCUCCUAUAGUGGAUAUACCAUUCCACAUUUUCUUUCUGGCCACGGUGAUUGGUCUUAUUCCUGCCUCAUUUAUUACUGUCAGGGCUGGCCUUGCUCUUGGGGAUUUAAAAUCAGUCAAAGAUCUGUACGAUUUCAAAACUUUGGUAGUUCUUUUCCUUAUUGGUUCUAUCAUUAUAUUACCAACCCUUUUGAAGAGGAAGCGGAUAUACGAAUGAAGCCAUCAUUGAGCAUUGUCUACCCUCCAGAGCCACACAAAUUCAUGUAGUUCUUAUUUCUACCAUUUGGAUUCGAGAUGGGAGCAAUCCAUGGAGGCCGACAGGAAUGUAACUGAUGUCAGACAAGUGACCUUUGCUGGUCUCGGGUUCCAACAAACAUUCGGUAAGAUUAGAGAUAUGAGGAAAUAUACAGCCCACUUUGUAUUUAUGUAUGCGAGUUUUACACAACCUGGAGGCAGGUGUUAAUUUGGUUGAUAGCAAACUAGAAGCUGAUUGUAACAUUUCUUGUGCCAGAUACCUAGAUAUGAAAAUGGUUUCUGAUUCAUACUAAAAAGUGACCAUGUAGCCAUAUGUUUUAUUAUAUAUAUUACAAUGUAAAAGGAGGUUGAGUUCAUUUCAUCAAUAGUAAAAGUAUUUAGCAUUUAGCCUGUCAUAA
This is a messenger RNA of Ipomoea nil (Japanese morning glory), 1734 nucleotides long. RefSeq lists its product as uncharacterized. Bases 450 to 1298 code for a protein of 282 amino acids. NCBI's taxonomy places the organism in Eukaryota, Viridiplantae, Streptophyta, Magnoliopsida, Solanales, Convolvulaceae. Gene Ontology annotation, cellular component: endoplasmic reticulum. The transcript is spliced from 4 exons. The record is from RefSeq and is a predicted model, not a curated record.